AUGAGCAAAUUUGUUAGGAUUCUCAUAAAUGUUCAAUUUGAUUAUCUAUUCUUCUUAUCAAAAUGUCCAAAUUACCCAAUGCUUACCCUUGCCCAUUCUUAUUACCCAAAUACCCUAACUUCACAACCACUCAAUCCUGCUUUAAACGCAUCGCAACCGUCAUUAAAAGCUUCACAACCCAAAUUUCACAGACCAUCGGACCGCAAUACACGUUACGUGAUUGUUGGCUUAGGGUUCUGCUCAGUUGGUAUCAUUGGGUGA
Molecule: messenger RNA, 261 nt
Organism: Brugia pahangi
Lineage: Eukaryota; Metazoa; Nematoda; Chromadorea; Rhabditida; Onchocercidae
Source: the annotation of a GenBank genome assembly